AUGAGCCAGAUGGCUGGCAUCAGAGAUGAUGGAGCCAGCCCUCAUCAGAUACGAGGUGGAGUAAAUAGUGUAAAGCUGAGGAUCACUCCCAAGGAUUUUAGAAGGAGUACUGAUAGUCUUUUGGAGGAGCUUAUGAUCCUAAAAAACAUCGACGACUGCCAGUCCAACCCUUGCAAGAAUGGCGGCACCUGCAUCGACGAGAUCAAUUCCUUCGUCUGCCUCUGCCUACCCAGCUAUGGAGGAGACACAUGUGAUAAAGAUACAGAGGGUUGCGAGCACAGUUGGAGGAAGUUCCAUGGUCACUGCUACCGAUACUUCUCACACAGACACACAUGGGAGGAUGCAGAGAAGGACUGCAGGGAGCACAGCGGGCACCUGGCCAGCAUCCACUCGCUGGAGGAGCAGAACUUCAUCAAUGGUCUGGGCCAUGAGAACACUUGGAUCGGCCUGAAUGACCGGACAGUGGAAGAGGACUUUCAGUGGACAGACAAUAUGGCUCUGCAAUAUGAAAACUGGCGUGAAAAUCAGCCUGAUAACUUCUUUGCUGGUGGAGAAGACUGCGUGGUGAUGAUUGCCCAUGAGUCAGGAAAGUGGAACGAUGUACCCUGCAACUAUAACCUGCCUUACGUCUGCAAGAAAGGAACAG
Polypterus senegalus (gray bichir) is the source of this 646-nucleotide messenger RNA. Its product is annotated as neurocan core protein-like. The annotation marks the transcript as partial. The transcript has 5 exons. Gene Ontology annotation, molecular function: signaling receptor activity; calcium ion binding. Lineage: Eukaryota; Metazoa; Chordata; Cladistia; Polypteriformes; Polypteridae. The record is from RefSeq and is a predicted model, not a curated record.